This is a messenger RNA of Melampsora larici-populina 98AG31, 1554 nucleotides long. RefSeq lists its product as uncharacterized. NCBI's taxonomy places the organism in Eukaryota, Fungi, Basidiomycota, Pucciniomycetes, Pucciniales, Melampsoraceae. The record is from RefSeq and is a predicted model, not a curated record. Bases 1 to 1554 code for a protein of 517 amino acids. The transcript is spliced from 3 exons.
AUGUCUUACCUUUCUCUUGGUCUCAACUUGCCCGCGAUGUUUGUACUAGACCCUUGGUGUAUGUUGCAGAAAGCUGCUGCUAGUCAAUCACAACAGGUUGCUUAUGCAGCUUUGCUUGUCAGACUUCAUUCUAGCCAAAGACUUAUCACCGAGGCCCCUUUCUCAACUGAAGAGAUCAUCGCAUCUCCCGUUCAGAGCGAGCUUGAAAUUUGUGUGGCCGCCGUGUCUACUUCCAUCGCUGACCAGUCCAUGGCGACACGCUCUAUCGAAUCCGCAUGGUCAUUCGACGUAUUGGCCACUAAUUUGCUCGUUCUCAGUCAACCAACGACUUCUGCUGUCCCAACCGAUGACUCCGAGUUAUCUUUUUGCAACCAGGUCGAAGAACAAGCUCAGUUCAACGAUUUUUUCCAACAAGAGAGUGAUCAUUCUUGUCUUGACCUGAGUUUCGACUUGGAAGCCUCAUUUGGUGAUCAUCACACGUCGGUCCACUUCAACAAUGAAUUUGAUUUCGAGACCUCAUUUCAAGGAGAAAACGACUCUUCUAUGGGGGAGUGCUAUUUUUCUGAAGAUUCCCUUGAGGUUCAGUCGGUCCAACCGCUCUCAAACCCCCUUCAAACAUCAUCGUCUGGCGUCGCAACUCUUUCUCAAGAAGAAACCCCUCAUUUUGAGAUCUACAAUCAAAUGCUCGAAGACUUACUCGGAUUUUCUGACCUCAUGUCUUUCGAGCCGGUUUCCACUCCGUUGCCUUCCAAUUUAUCCGAACCGAACUCGCUCGCAUCCACGACAGCUCAUGUUGAGGCGGACAUGCAAGAAUCGUCCGAAUCCCUCAUAGAAAACUCUAUCAUGAGCUUCUAUUCGAGGUCUGAGCUAGAAAACUUUUUCGCGGAUAUGAGUCAUCAGUUUGAGCUUAAUCUCGGUCUUGAUGACGAGGCUUCUUUCGGCGACCAACACCUCUCGGUCCAUGUGAAUGAGUUCUAUCUCGAAUCUUCAUGUGAAAUAGAAAAUCACGUUCACCUUGAUAGGAGUCAUUGCCUUGAAGAGUCUUUUGACGUCCAAGAAGCAAAUAACUCAGCUGAGGACGAAACUCGUUUGGAGAUCUACAAUCAAAUGCUACAAGAUCUGCUUGGUUCUGCCCUCAAUUCAAUGGAAUCGACCGCAACACCUUCAUCCUCUUCAACAGUCAAGACUUUUAUAAGACCUCGACGUCACAAAUCAUCUAACCUCACUAUUUCAGAACUGUCGAAGAGCUGUUCAACCUCAUCAUUAGAAUCUACAUCCGAUCUAUGUGAUUCAUGUGAUAGUUCUCCGGAAGCUGAGGCAAUCGAUUUCUCUUCAUCACCUAAAGAAAUUCUAGGGAACUCUUUUCACUCAAUACAUAUCACUGAUGAACUUGAAGAUCACUUUAUAGAAGAUGGAAAGCAUUCUUUUUGUCUUGGUGAUCAGAGUCUUGAUAUUGAUAUGCUCUUGAAGGAUUUGGAUUUGAACCAUUCAUUUUGUUUUGAUAUCAGUCACUCUUCUUUUGAUCUUGACACUUAUCUUGAACUUGAACCAUAA